This is a messenger RNA of Sinocyclocheilus rhinocerous, 3214 nucleotides long. Its product is annotated as glutamate receptor 4-like. The transcript has 17 exons. Gene Ontology annotation, molecular function: ligand-gated monoatomic ion channel activity. The coding region runs from base 292 to 2949 and encodes 885 amino acids. The record is from RefSeq and is a predicted model, not a curated record. Gene Ontology annotation, cellular component: membrane. Lineage: Eukaryota; Metazoa; Chordata; Actinopteri; Cypriniformes; Cyprinidae.
AUACAGCACAGAAAGAGAAUGAACACACGAACCCCCGCGAGAAUGUGUGUGUGUGUGUGAUGGAAUAGAGAAGGCGCAUGUGUGAUGAGUGUGUAUGUAUAUGUAGACACUGCCCACCGCUGUCGCGCUCCCCCCACCUUGCAUGUCUACCGCCGGACGGAGUCGCACCAGGGUUCGUGCCACUGCAGGGGAAAAACCCGGCAAGAAUGGAUUUCUAACAACGUUUCUCCUUUCUUUCCUUUACCCAACUGACGUCAUCCUCAAUGUCUCUCACAAAUUUGAACUAACAAAAUGAGGAUUUCUUGUAAUCAGCUUUUACUGCUAUUCUCUUGCGUUUGGGGACUUACUAUGGGUGCUUUUCCGAGCAGCGUUCAAAUCGGCGGGCUGUUCAUCAGGAACACAGAUCAGGAGUACACUGCCUUUCGGUUGGCCAUUUUUCUUCACAACACAAGCCCUAAUGCAUCUGAGGCCCCCUUUAACCUGGUACCCCACGUGGACAACAUUGAGACUGCCAACAGCUUCGCUGUGACCAAUGCCUUCUGUUCGCAGUACUCGCGGGGCGUUUUCGCCAUUUUUGGCCUGUACGACAAGAGGUCGGUUCACACGCUAACGUCCUUCUGCGGCGCGCUGCACAUCUCCCUCAUCACGCCCAGUUUCCCCACCGAGGGCGAGAGUCAGUUCGUCUUACAGCUGCGGCCCUCCAUACGAGGGGCCCUUCUCAGCCUGCUAGACCACUACGACUGGAAUCGAUUCGUCUUUCUCUACGAUACCGACAGGGGGUAUUCGAUACUGCAGGCUAUCAUGGAAAAGGCAGGCCAGAUUGGUUGGCAGGUCAGCGCCAUAUGUGUCGAGAACUUUAAUGAUGCCAGUUACCGGCAGCUUCUCGAAGACCUGGACCGCAGGCAGGAAAAGACGUUUGUUAUAGACCUGGAGGCAGAGAGACUGAACAACAUGCUGGAACAGAUUGUGAGUGUCGGCAAGCAUGUCAAAGGCUACCAUUACAUCAUGGCAAAUUUGGGUUUUAAGGACAUCAAUCUGGAGCGUUUCAUGCAUGGGGGAGCCAAUGUGACAGGCUUUCAGCUGGUGGACUUCAGCAAUCCCAUGGUUAUUAAACUCAUGCAGCGAUGGAACAAGCUGGACCAGCGCGAGUAUCCCGGCUCUGACGCUCCUCCCAAGUACACUUCCGCUCUGACAUAUGACGGAGUGAUGGUGAUGGCAGAAGCCUUCAGGAACCUCCGCAGACAGAAGGUGGACAUCUCCCGCAGGGGCAACGCCGGAGACUGCCUGGCCAACCCCGCUGCCCCCUGGAACCAGGGCAUCGACAUGGAGCGCACACUCAAGCAGGUGCGCCUCCAAGGAUUAACAGGAAAUGUCCAGUUCGACCACUACGGGCGCAGAGUCAACUACACUAUGGAUGUUUUCGAAUUAAAAAGUAACGGCCCCAGAAGGAUUGGAUACUGGAAUGAUGCUGAUAAGUUGGUUCUGACCCAGGAUCAAGCCUUGCUUCCCAAUGAAACGUCUGGCAUGGAGAACAGAACCGUGAUUGUAACGACUAUCAUGGAAGGGCCUUAUGUAAUGCUGAAGAAGAACUGGGAGAUGUACGAGGGGAACGAGCAAUAUGAGGGAUACUGCGUGGAUCUGGCAUAUGAAAUUGCUAAACACAUUGGUUUCAAGUAUAAGAUCUCCAUCGUGCCUGAUGGAAAGUAUGGAGCUCGGGACCCAGAGACAAAGAUCUGGAACGGGAUGGUUGGGGAGCUGGUGUACGGGGAAGGGCCUUAUGUAAUGCUGAAGAAGAACUGGGAGAUGUACGAGGGGAACGAGCAAUAUGAGGGAUACUGCGUGGAUCUGGCAUAUGAAAUUGCUAAACACAUUGGUUUCAAGUAUAAGAUCUCCAUCGUGCCUGAUGGAAAGUAUGGAGCUCGGGACCCAGAGACAAAGAUCUGGAACGGGAUGGUUGGGGAGCUGGUGUACGGGGGCACUGACGGUCUGCCUAGCGACCAGCCCCCCAAUGAGUUCGGGAUCUUCAACAGUCUCUGGUUCUCCCUCGGAGCCUUCAUGCAGCAGGGUUGCGACAUCUCACCCAGGUCUCUAUCUGGACGCAUCGUGGGUGGAGUGUGGUGGUUUUUCACCCUCAUCAUCAUCUCCUCCUACACAGCCAAUCUGGCUGCUUUCCUCACUGUGGAGAGGAUGGUGUCGCCCAUUGAGAGUGCUGAGGACCUGGCCAAGCAGACAGACAUAGCGUAUGGUACUCUUGACUCAGGCUCCACCAAAGAGUUCUUCAGGAGGUCAAAGAUCGCCGUUUAUGAGAAAAUGUGGAGCUACAUGAAGUCUGCCGAGCCCACGGUGUUCACUAAGACCACGGCAGAGGGAGUGGCACGAGUGAGAAAGUCCAAAGGGAAGUACGCCUUCCUGCUGGAGUCCACAAUGAACGAGUACACGGAGCAGCGCAAACCCUGCGACACCAUGAAAGUGGGAGGAAACCUGGACUCCAAAGGCUACGGGGUGGCGACGCCUAAGGGCUCACAGUUAAGAACCCCCGUAAACCUUGCCGUUUUGAAACUGAGUGAAUCAGGCGUCUUAGACAAGCUGAAAAACAAAUGGUGGUACGAUAAGGGCGAGUGUGGACCCAAGGACUCGGGAAGUAAGGACAAGAGCUCACAGGCCCUCAGCCUCAGUAAUGUGGCUGGGGUCUUCUACAUUCUGGUCGGGGGCCUGGGCCUGGCCAUGCUGGUGGCCCUCAUCGAGUUCUGCUACAGGUCCCGAAACGAGGCCAAGAGAAUGAAGCUCACCUUCACCGAAGCCAUGCGGAACAAGGCGCGCCUGUCCAUCACGGGGAGCGUGGGCGAGAACGGGCGCGUCCUGACUCCCGACUGCCCGAAGGCUGUCCACUCCGGCUCCUCGCUGCGGCAGAGCUCCGGACUGGCUCUGGUGUCAUCCGACUUACCGUGAAAACCAAAAACGUUCAAGUGCCUUAAACUCCGCAAGACCGCAAAACAGACAUCAGAAAACCGACCCUACAGCAAUGACGCCACCAAGCUGAGCGAUCGCGCCGACAAGGUAGAUUUUGAAAGGGAGCCGAGGCCCCUGACGGCUUUACGCACCGGGGUGCCACCGCAAGAUACUGUGCGGUGGUUAUUGCACAGACUUCUGUGUUUCCAUCAUGUACAUUCAAAGAACUCGUGCUGCCUUUGAGGGCGAAGCGGGUGGGAAGAAA